Molecule: messenger RNA, 463 nt
Organism: Ilex paraguariensis (yerba mate)
Lineage: Eukaryota; Viridiplantae; Streptophyta; Magnoliopsida; Aquifoliales; Aquifoliaceae
Source: the annotation of a GenBank genome assembly
AUUAAAUACCUCCAACUGCACCCUACUUCCCCAUUUUGCCUUUAAAAAGGAGAUUCACGAUACUCAAUCAGGUGUCAACAUAGGAGAAGAGUUAGAGAUAGAAAACGAAAGAAAGAGAGAGAUGGCAAGGUGGUAUGUCAUGUUUCUUGUUGCUCUUGCUGUGGUCCACACUACAGCUAGAGAUGUGCCCAGUGACAAGGGUCUCAGUGAUCAGAAGAACUUUGGCUCCUUCGGUGGUGUAGGAGGCUUCAGCGGCAUCGGCGGUAAUGGCCUGCCUUUUGGCGGAAUAGGGAGCGGAGUUGGUGGCGGUGGAGGCAUUGGUGGAGUUGGGUUUCCUGGCGGCUUGGGUGGUGCUGGUGGCUUAGGAACUCUGGGUGGUCUUGGUGGUCUCGGUGGUCUUGGUGGCGGUGCUGGUGGUGGUGCUGGUGGUGGCACUGGCACUGGUGUCCUUCCUUAUCCUUGA